GCUGUCCCGAUCCCGGCACCGGAGCCCGGACGGAGCCGCCGCCACCACCGGAGCUGGGAGAGGGACCGUGGGGAAAGAGCCAUGGCACAGAAAUACGACGUGGUCGUGAUCGGGGGCGGCAUCUCAGGUUUGUCAGCUGCCAAAUUGCUGUCUGAGUCUGGGGUCAGCGUGGUGGUCCUUGAGGCCCGGGACAGAGUUGGAGGAAGGACAUUCACUAUCAGGAACGAACACGUUAAUUACGUAGAUGUUGGUGGAGCCUAUGUGGGACCUACCCAAAACCGGAUUCUCCGACUGGCAAAAGAACUGGGUGUUGAGACCUACAAAGUGAAUGUUGAGGGCCAUAUGUUCCAUCAUAAGGGGGGAAAGUCACGCAAUUUCACGGGUAUUUGCCCUUCAACAUGCAACCCCUUCGUUUAUCUGGAUUACAAUAACUUCUGGAGAACCAUGGAUAAGAUGGGAAAAGAGAUUCCUGUUGAUGCACCAUGGGAUGCUCCGCAUGCUGAAGAAUGGGACAAAAUGACCAUGAAACAGCUGAUAAAUAAGAUUUGCUGGACCAAAGCUGUUAGAGAUUUUGCCACCACCUUUGUGAACGUCAACGUCACGUCUGAGCCUCAUGAAGUGUCCGCUCUCUGGUUCCUGUGGUAUGUGAGGCAGUGUGGGGGCACAUCCAGGAUCUUCUCUAUCACCAAUGGGGGCCAGGAGAGGAAGUUUGUAGGGGGUUCUGGUCAGAUAUCGGAGAAAAUAAUGGAACGCCUCAAAGGCAGAGUUAAACUGGAGAGACCUGUGAUCAGUAUUGAUCAGACAGGUGAUAAUGUCCUUGUGGAGACUCUAAACCAUGAGAUAUAUGAGGGCAAGUAUGUGAUCAGUGCCAUCCCUCCAAUCCUGACAACGAAGAUUCACUACAAACCAGAGCUGCCACCAAGGAGAAACCAGUUAAUUCAGCGUUUGCCUAUGGGGUCUGUCAUAAAAUGUAUGAUGUACUACAAGGAAGCCUUCUGGACAAGGAAGGGUUACUGUGGUUCCUUCAUCAUUGAGGAUGAAGAGUCUCCAAUUGGAAUAACCAUAGAUGACUCCAAACCUGAUGGAUCUUUCCCUGCCAUUAUGGGUUUCAUUCUUAGCAGAAAGGCUGGAAAACUGGCCCAUCUCAGUAAGGAAGAGAGGAAAAAGAAGAUCUGUGAGGCAUAUGCCAAGGCAUUGGGAAUGAAAGAGGCUUUACAACCUGUGCAUUAUGAAGAAAAGAACUGGACCAUGGAGCAAUAUUCAGGGGGUUGUUACACAGCCUACUUCCCACCAGGCAUAAUGUAUUCCUAUGGAAGGAUCAUUCGCCAGCCUGUUGACAGGAUCUACUUUGCUGGCACGGAGACAGCCACCCAAUGGAGUGGAUACAUGGAGGGGGCCGUGCAGGCAGGGGAGAGAGCAGCCCGAGAGAUAUUGUACAGUAUGGGGAAGAUCUCAAAGAGUGAAAUUUGGAUGCCAGAGCCAGAAUCAAAGGAUGUCCCAGCUCGACCAUUCACCACCACCUUCUGGGAGAGGAACCUCCCCUCUGCUCCAGGACUGCUGUGCCUGCUCAGCUGUACUGUGUGUCUCACCUCUGUGGCUGCUGCAGCGCUGUUUGCCUGUAAAAAGGGACUACUAAAUCGAAACUAGCGGGGACCACACGCCCAGUGGAAGCUGAAUACUCCCUCUUCUUACUUUUUAUCAGACAAGUGUUAUUUUGGAAAAGGGCAAAAGUUAUUCUCCUUGUGAUUUUUCUUUUUGGCCCCAUAAUUAAUGCAUCAAAUCCACUGGAGUUGCUACCAGCUAAACAGAAAUAAAUCAACUGUGGGGGUGUUUUUUCAAAUUUGCCUUUUUCUUGUCCAUUUGUUUUGGUUGGACAUGAUAACAUCAAUGGUAUAUUCCUAAUACAGGCAAGGCAAAAUGCAGAUCACACCUUUUCCGAAUUACAGAGAGGUCUUGGAGAAUGUUUUUGUUUCCACUCAGGACUAUUUUUUCACCAUACAAGAUAACAAAUGCCCUUAUGUAUUCACCUCAGUUACCAGCUCCGAAUAUCCGAGGUUAUUCCCACAACAUCCCCGCUGCACAGAAGAGAUUAGCUUGCCAAUCAGAGGUAGAAUUGCCAAAUUAAUUUCCAAACGCAUUUGAUUAAUUAUUAAUCAUCGCAACGUGAAACUUAACCCCGAGCUGAAUGAAAGAGGGUAAUUAGCAAAAAGCACAUCACUACAUGGCAAGGGAGGAAGCAUGGCUGGACUUUCUUCUACCCACUGCCAAGCAAACAUCUGCACUGACCUGUCCUGUGUGGUGCCUGAUCUGGUGUGACACGACCAGGACGGGGCUCUUGGUCACUUCCUGCCCCGAGAGCACCUGAUCCAGCCCAGCCGUGUGCUGUUACAGCACAGUGCAAUGAAUUAGCAAAGUGAAAUCCCCUCUGACUUGCAGCGGUGCUGGCUGUUUUUUUCCAAAUGGGAGCAGCUUCCUGGCUGCCUGUCAAUUCACUGCCCCCCGUUCUGCUCAUAAGCCGUACCGCCUUCUUCCAAUAAGGAGAAAUGUGUUUGAGGCUUGAAUUACUGCCUUGUAAAUUACAGUAAUUGGAUGCAUCUGCCUGUUCCGCUCUUAUUAUGUACAUGAUACACUUAAAAUAAUCACUUUAGUGUUUAACUGAAGUCUGGAAUGUAUGUUUCACAAUGUACCAUCAUUAUGUGGUCUUUUUGCCAUGAAUUUUGAGCAUUGUACGUGUCCAUGAAUGCAACUGUCAUUCAACAUGGGUGAAAUGUGCCUUUCGAUAGCCCUGAAACCUUGAUCUUCUUAUAAAUUUUUCUUCAGAUUC
Messenger RNA from Neopelma chrysocephalum (saffron-crested tyrant-manakin), 2824 nucleotides. RefSeq names its product amine oxidase [flavin-containing] A-like. The transcript is spliced from 15 exons. NCBI's taxonomy places the organism in Eukaryota, Metazoa, Chordata, Aves, Passeriformes, Pipridae. Gene Ontology annotation, molecular function: oxidoreductase activity. The record is from RefSeq and is a predicted model, not a curated record. Bases 82 to 1647 code for a protein of 521 amino acids.